This is a messenger RNA of Rosa rugosa (rugosa rose), 1123 nucleotides long. Its product is annotated as transcription factor MYB14-like. The transcript is spliced from 3 exons. The record is from RefSeq and is a predicted model, not a curated record. The coding region runs from base 118 to 936 and encodes 272 amino acids. NCBI's taxonomy places the organism in Eukaryota, Viridiplantae, Streptophyta, Magnoliopsida, Rosales, Rosaceae.
CUCGCCGUAUCUAUAUAUAUUCCCCUCCCGGCUCCCAUUUCCCUUAGCUUGCUUCCUUCCUUCUACUUUCCUCAUUGUCCUCAGCGAAACUCAAAGAACAUCUUACAACCCUCGAGAAUGGUGAGAGCUCCGUGCUGCGAGAAGAUGGGGUUGAAGAAAGGGCCGUGGACGCCGGAGGAGGAUCACGUACUCGUCUCUUACAUUCAGCAGUACGGCCAUGGAAACUGGAGGGCGCUUCCCAAACUGGCAGGGUUGUUGAGGUGUGGGAAGAGUUGCAGGCUGCGGUGGACGAACUACCUGAGGCCGGAUAUCAAGAGAGGGAAUUUUAGCAGGGAGGAAGAAGAGGCCAUCAUCAACUUGCAUCAAAUGUUGGGGAAUAGAUGGUCAGCAAUUGCAGCAAGAUUGCCGGGUCGCACAGACAAUGAAAUAAAAAACGUUUGGCACACCCACUUGAAAAAGAAGCUCAGCAUCAAGCAGAAUUCUACCACACCAGAAGCACAAGGUCAGGAAUCCGAACCCGAACCCGAACCUGAAAAUACUUCAUGUUUUGCAAAAUCCGAAAGCUUCGAAUAUGGGCCGGUUUCCCCACCUCAAUGUACUACGAGUGCUGAUGACACCUCCUCAUUCACCACCAGUGAGAACAAUACCUGUAGUGCUAAUAUGGGCAUGAAAGUAGACUACGAAAUGAAUUUACCCCAAGCGGACGAGAGCUUUUGGUCAGAAGUACUAUCAGCUGAUCAGAACUGUUCCAACGAGACGGUGAGUUGCGAUUUUGAUCAGGCAAUUGGUGCAGCAGCAGAUCCACAAGUGAACGCAACUGUGGAAGUUCCUGUCGAUUUUGGGUUUAGUGGCUCAAAUAUGUACGAUAACUGCAUGGAUUUUUGGUACAACGUUUUCACAACAGCAGGGGAGAUUUCAGAAUUGCUAGAGAUUUGAUAUGAUCAAUCAGGAAUGCUGUUUUGUAGCGUUGUUUGAUUGAGUUGGGAACAUGGAAUUUGAGUUGCUCGUGUAAGUCCUAACUCUUUGACCCUUAAAAUGAGAGUAUAUGCGUUUCAACGCGGCACCUGUAUACUAUUCGGUCUUGUCGGAAUGAAUAUUUUUACUUUUAGUUUUCAACGAUCAA